Molecule: messenger RNA, 1225 nt
Organism: Oryzias melastigma (Indian medaka)
Lineage: Eukaryota; Metazoa; Chordata; Actinopteri; Beloniformes; Adrianichthyidae
Gene: mcrip2
Product: MAPK regulated corepressor interacting protein 2
Exons: 5
Coding region: 468-899 (143 amino acids)
Source: RefSeq, a predicted model, not a curated record
CCCAGUGAGCUUGCCUCCCCGUAGCUGCCGGUGUACCGGUGACGGUACCGUGCGCGUUGGCCUUGUAACCUGUCGGUCGGAGACACUUUGGCGCGCAGGUCCGGAGGGUCUGCGGGCUACAGACGAGCGCGUGACCGGCGCCGCGUGUCACCGUCCCGGGACAUCAGGAAGUGCCCCCCUCCCUCCCCAGCAUGUGGACCUGCGAUCUCCUUGAAUGACCUACACGGCGGUCCACGGCACACGCAGCGGGCGUCGGAUCGAGGCGGCUCUACACCCCCGAGCGUGCAGCCCCCCGCGGGUGCGUGACAGUAGCCCGAGGCUGCAGCGCGACCCUGAAGCCCCGAACCAGGACAGCGACCCGAAGCACGCGUGGAAGCGGGUCAGAAUCAGCAGCUGACGCUCAGAAUCUGGAACCGGCCGGUGAGGAACCGGGACACGACCGGAUUCCUGCAGCUCGCGGGCUUUACAUGAUGUACACCAUUACCAGAGGUCCCAGCAAACUCGUUACACAACGGAGGACAGGUCCCACGCAGCAGGUCGAGAACAAAUUCAGCGACUUAAAGAUCAAGCCGACGUCCUGGCUCGCAUCCAGCUCCCAAGCCCCAAAAAUUGUCUUCAACCGCCUGAAUGGGAAACGCCACAGCAGCGUGCUCCCUAAGAAGAACCAGGGCGCCGCCGAGGGAUUCACUCCUGCACACGAAGAGAACGUCAGAUUUGUUUAUAAAGUGUGGCAGGAGGUGGAGCAGAAACUGGAAGACAGAGGGGAUUCAUCUGAUCAUCAUGGACCUGUUCAAUACACGGAGAAGACCCCCAGUGCUGUGUUGAAGAACUUUGUGCCUAUAGAUCUGGAGGAGUGGUGGGCUCAGCGCUUCCUGGCCAACAUCGCCAACCUGUCCUGACGACAGGAAGCUGCAGAGAAGACUGACAGGAAGCUGCUCUAUCACUGAAACGUCUCCACUGGAAAAAGCUCGUCUCCAGGAGCCUGUCUUGUUUGACGGCGAACGCUUUGUGGUAUUGUAGCGAGAUGUGGCUGCGUGACGGAGAACUGCCCCGAAACCUGACCGUGAACUCUGACAGCGGUGACCUCACUGUGUGAGGAAUCACAUCACCACGUUCUUCUAGUUUCCUUUCUGAAAUCUGCAUCUUGGAUGUGUGAAUAAAACACUAACAAGAGCAGAAGAAUGUUUUUUAAAAAAUAAAAACGUCUUUAUGAUGCCUAUCUUUA